Molecule: messenger RNA, 1270 nt
Organism: Asparagus officinalis (garden asparagus)
Lineage: Eukaryota; Viridiplantae; Streptophyta; Magnoliopsida; Asparagales; Asparagaceae
Product: senescence/dehydration-associated protein At4g35985, chloroplastic-like
Exons: 5
Coding region: 77-1162 (361 amino acids)
Cellular component (GO): plasma membrane
Source: RefSeq, a predicted model, not a curated record
CUAUUUUGAGAUCAGAUUAAUAUCUCAAAGUUAUAUAGAUCAUCCAUCAUGCAUAAUACUAAGAACAAAAACAACAAUGGGCUGUGGAAAUUCAAGAAGCUCAUCACCUAAAAGUCCGUACCUGCGGAAAGAAGACAUCCUCUUAAGAAUCCCCGGUGCCGUUGUUCAUCUCACCAGAGAUGGAGAAGCCAUCGAACUUGCAAGAGGAGAAUUCACAAUCCUUAAAAUCACCGAUGAAGAUGUUUCAUUAGCAACUGUUGUCAAAGUUGGCCCUCAUCUUCAAUGGCCUCUAACGAUAGAUGAACCAGUCAUCAAGAUAGACAAAUUUCACUAUCUUUUUACUCUUCAGGAUCAAGAUGGUGGAUUUUUGAACUAUGGAGUCACUUUCGAUGCAGCUAAUGGUAGUCUCUUGGAUUCUCUUGAUUUGUUUCUUAAGGAGCAUGCUUGUUUCUCGAAGCAAGAUGGUUCUAAAUCAAAGGGAGAUGGUUCAGGUCACGAGGUUUAUUGGAGGGAUUAUGCGCCAAAGAUUGAUGAGUAUAAUGGAGUGUUGGCGAAAGCGAUUGCUCGAGGGACUGGCGAGAUUGUUAAGGGGAUUUUUACUUGUAGUAAUGCCUACAGCAACCAGGUCCAAAAGGGAGCAAAUCUAAUUCAGCCAACGGCUGCAGGCAAUAAUGCUAACAUGUCUGACCGCAACAACAACAUAAAUGGACCAAACAAGACGCAUGGAGGAAUUAAUCAGAGUCUUCAAAGGGUGAGAAAGUUAUCAGAAAUGACAGAGAGAAUGAGCCAAUCUUUGCUCGAUGGAGUUCUUACAGUUACAGGAUCAGUAACAGCACCAAUAAUUCGGUCAAGAGCAGGGAAAGCUUUCUUUUCUAUGGUCCCUGGAGAAGUUCUUUUGGCCUCUCUUGCUGCUGUUGGUACUGUUCUAGAUGCAGUAGAAGUUGCCGAAAGAAAAGCUCUCGCCGCCACUUCUGGUGCAGUCUCAGGGGUAGUGUCUAAGAGGUUUGGAGAAAAUGCAGGAGUGGCAACUGAAGAUGCAUUUGCAACAGCAGGACAUGCCAUUGGAACAGCUUGGAAUUUACUCAAGAUCAGAAAGGCAAUUACCCCCUCUUCCUCUGUGUCGUCCGCGAUAGUGAAGAAUGCUGUGAAGCGAAGAACUUGAUUAUGCAUAUACCAGAACUCACAUACAUAUUGACAUUGAAGCGAAUAUGAUGCAGUGUUUUUAAGUUAAAAAGGGAAGAAAAUUUUAUAUUGUUGGUUUCAUUGAUUC